ACUAGACCCAUCCACGUGUCCGUAUAUCAGCUUCUAAUUCCAUUGUUACCAACAAGAAAAGCAAAAAAAAACAUCGAAUUGAGAACCGAAGAAGAAAAUGGCGGCAGCGGCCAUGGCCGUUCAUCUCCCAAAACAUCCUUCGUUUCUUUUGAAACCCAAACUUCCAUUGGAGCAAAACUCCAACUUUAUCGGUGGGUCCUUCAAGUUAGGUCGACCCAUCUCCGUAAACCGGGAAAUUAGAGGUCCGGUUAUGGUUACUGCUUCUUCGAGGAGCACGACCAUCGCUACAGAUGACGUAGACGGAGAUCCAAGCAAACGGUUUUAUAUCAACUUCACUGGAUUUCCGUUUCCUCUUGGCCCGUUCCUUAACCGGCGCACCAUCAGAACCGAGGCGGUGAAAGGUUGCAUAUGGAUGUUUGAGCAAGAACAAGCUUUAGGAUUUAGCAGCGUGUCGACGAAUAUACGAAUGACCGUCAUCAAAUUAAAAUCCGGAGGUUUAUGGGUUCAUGCUCCUAUUGCUCCCACCAAAGAGUGUAUUCAGCUAAUUAAGGAGUUGGGAGCUCCGGUUGAGUAUAUUGUCCUGCCAACGUUUGCUUAUGAGCACAAGAUUUUCGUGGGUCCGUUUUCUAGAAAGUUCCCCAAGGCUCAAGUAUGGGUGGCACCAAGACAAUGGAGCUGGCCGUUGAACCUACCACUCGAGUUUUUCGGUAUCUUUCGCUCUAAAACCAUUAAAGACGGAGACUUAUCUACGCCGUGGGCUGAGGAGAUCGAGCAGAAAGUCCUAAGCUCUCCAGAAGUUGGAAUUGGACCGUAUGUGGAAGUUGCCUUCUACCAUAAGCGGACAAGAACUCUUUUAGUCACUGAUGCUGUGAUCUUCGUCCCAAGGAAACCGCCCUCAAGUAUCAGCAACGAAUCCUUGUUGGCCUCGGCUAAGAACGGACUGGCUGUGAAGAUUCUUAGCAAAGGAAAACAAGUACCCAAUGACCCUGUGGUCGAUAACCCUAACACCCGCCAAAAAGGAUGGGAAAGAAUGGUUCUGCAAAUUCUGUUUCUUGGUCCUUCUAAUCUCUUGGAACCAAACGCAAGCUUCUCACAAAUGUCGCAGAAGCUGAUUGUUUCUCCCAUUGUGAAGACUUUGGUCUUUAGCAAAGUCCCUGAGAAGGUGAGGGAUUGGAUCGAUGAGAUAACCCGUGACUGGAGAUUCAGAAGGAUUAUCCCAGCUCAUUUCGAGGCUCCAAUAAACGCAGGAAGAUCAGAGUUUCUAGCUGCGUUUGGGUUCCUUGAUGAGCUUCUAGGGGAAAGAUAUGGAACCCGUCCUUCGCUCUCUUUUCUCCUCGCUUCACUAAUGGGAAAAGCUGCGAGCUAUUUUCCUCCAGACGAUAUGAGAACUCUCUCUUCUCUUGAUCAGUUCUUAGUUUCUGUCGGGGCUGUGAAAAAGACAGUCUCUGCAAAGAAAAAGUUCAUCUAUGAUCCGCAAGUCACUGAGGAACAGAUUCAAAGGGACUUGACCAUGAACAAAUUCAACUGGGACCAUCCACUUCACCUCCAGCCAAUGAGCCCGACCACGGUGAAACAAGUCUCGGUUGCUUGGGACGCUUACACUGCAACUAAAGACGCUCACGGUAUCUGCCUGUUAACGGAGUGGGGUGAGUUUAAGACGCUUGACCAUGAGCGGAUCCUUGAGAAUAUGCAGAAACCGGCGUUUGUGUUUGAUGGAAGAAAUGUUGUUGAUGCAGAGAAGCUGAGGAAGAUAGGCUUUAUCGUUUACUCUAUUGGUAAGCCAUUGGACCAGUGGCUCAAGGACAUGCCUGCCCUUGCUUAG
Molecule: messenger RNA, 1822 nt
Organism: Thlaspi arvense
Lineage: Eukaryota; Viridiplantae; Streptophyta; Magnoliopsida; Brassicales; Brassicaceae
Source: the annotation of a GenBank genome assembly